Vanessa atalanta (red admiral) is the source of this 2799-nucleotide messenger RNA. Its product is annotated as androgen-dependent TFPI-regulating protein-like. The transcript has 4 exons. The coding region runs from base 137 to 1117 and encodes 326 amino acids. The record is from RefSeq and is a predicted model, not a curated record. NCBI's taxonomy places the organism in Eukaryota, Metazoa, Arthropoda, Insecta, Lepidoptera, Nymphalidae. Gene Ontology annotation, cellular component: endomembrane system; membrane.
AUAAAACAAAGCAGUCGCCCGUAACCUUAGUUCGGGCGGUUAAUUAGUCUUAAUUAUUUAGUUUAAUUUUAAUUAUAAUUAUACAAAAUAUAUUAACAAUAAACAUACAAUAAUAUAAUAAUAAAUAAUUUAAAAAAUGGAAGAACUAUGGCGUGAUACGAAUAUAUUCUAUAAUGUUUUGUGUUUCUUGAUAACGGAAAAUGAAAAAUUAUUUGAUCGGAGUGAUUCUAAUUUGUAUUGGAGGACUGUGUUCCACAUAUUCGGUAUUCUCCAUCAUGUAUAUAUCGGGAUAACUGCCCCCAGCCUUAAUGUUGCCAACAAUCCAAACCCAGACAUUAGAAUUUUAUAUACAUUUAAAGAGGCCUACCUUACUGGAUGGAAUUUUACCUUCCAGACCGUGUUCCUCGGUCUGUCGCUGGUGCAUGAUAUCCUGGAGUGGCUGGACAAGCAAGAAAACUCAUUAGCUGCAAAGAUCAGAUACUGGAGAAAUGUCAUAUUCAGCGGAAUGGUGGUUCCGUUUACUUUAUUCGUAACGGCCAUGUUCUGGUCUGUGUACGCCAUCGAUAGAGAGCUGGUUUUCCCGCGGAUUUACGACCAGGUUGUACCCUGGUGGUUCAACCACUGCGUCCACACCAACAUAACCAUCGUCGUCAUCAUCGAAACAUUGCUUCAAGCGAGAAGAUACCCCACUAACCAAAGAUUGGAGCUGAUUCUCUACUGGAUAGUUGCUUUUUCGUACGCUAUAGUAUAUUACACGAUAUACUUCGUCACGGAUCGCUGGCUGUACCAGGUCUUCGGUAUCAUGAACUGGUGGCAAGUUUGUUUAUACCAAUUAGGAAUCUGGUUGGUGUCAUAUAUCUUCUAUAAAAUCCAGUUUCCGAUCAACAGAUUAAUCCACGGUCACGAAGAUAAUGAAAUAAGUACAGAAAAAUCAGAUGAUGAUGACAAAGAUAAUGCUGUCAAUAAUAAAGUCAACGAAAAUGAUACGAAAACAAAUGAAAUGAAGACAUUUGAAAAUAGUCAAACUAUAACAGAUUCGAACACAACGUUACCUAAAAAAACAUGGAGCUUAAAAUUUAGGAGCAUCAAAAAUCACUUCGAAAAUUCUAGAUUGUGACGACAAUUUAUACAAAAAAUCAAUAUUAAAAUGUUGCCAUUAAAGAAUAUAGUGCUAAUAAUAAUAUAAUAGAAUUUAAUCCAAUGAUAGAUCAUAUGAUAAGCUUAGUGAAUUUUAAACGAAAAAUACAAUAUUUUGCAUCAGUAGACGCUGUUUUUGAAAUGGUACAAGGUGUAACUAUAGGAAAUAAAAUUGAAGACAUCAAGUAUGUAUAUAUCGAAAAUUUAUGAGACAGGCGAAGAAACAGAUAUAAAAUCAAAUAACGCAAUGCAUAGUAUACAAGAGGAACACAGACCUGAUAGAACUGCUACACAGAAAUCAAAAGAAAUCGAAAUAUUUAAAGAUGAUUAUAAAAUAUUUAUAAAGCUUAAGCAUUUUCCUGUCGAGACCAAAUUUGAUAACCUCGUUUAGAUCAAAUAAAAGUUCCAAAAUAGAUCGUUUGAUUUUUUCAAUUAACGAUGAACUUAUUAUAUAUUAGUAGUGUUAUAAUCGAUGUACAGGAAUAUUAAUAUACGAUUAUUGAAGCAUGUUGACUCUCUAAUAUUAACAGUACAGGACAAAAUUUUCAAGCAAUCUUAUCAUCAGAUUUUAAUACUAACCUUGAUUUACCCGACUUCAAAAAACUAAAAGGACUGUAUAAGGACUUAUUUGAGUUACAGUUAAAAUAACUUUAUUCCAUAAGCAUUUACGAGCUAAUUUGAAUUGUCAUUUUAAACCUCACAUAUUUAAGAAAUUAUUUGAACUGUGCGAGACAUUUUGAUUUUAAUCGUAUAAAUUCUUUAUUUGAAAUAAAAAUGUUUGGUCUUUGUGCGAAGGUUCCUAGUAUAAUACGUGUAAUUUAAAGAGUCAUGGCAAUGCAUGGUCUUUAUCUGGUGAUGGAAUUAUUAUAUAAAAUCAUAUGUACAAUAAUCAUCAAGCCUCUGUACUUCUAUGAGAUAAACUUAUCUCUGCCGUUGGAUUAUAUAUAAAUUCUUAGUAAAGACCUAAAACACCAAAUAGACUGGCUGUGAGUAGACUUUUUCCCAUAAACAAUGCAAUAGAUAAAAUAUUUUACUAACUAUUGGAACUAAAAUGGAUCUUAUUGAAUCCGUCACAAUUUUAAGGCUGAUGAAAAAAUUACUAACAAUAAUGUUUUCGAAUCUUCACAAUAAAAGUUAUAGUUCACACAUGAAUGCGAGAAAAGAUAGAGAAAGUACGUGAGUAAGGGAGCUAGAUAUGUUUAAGCAAUUGCGUUUCAAAUGUUGUCCGAUGAUCGUUGUCUAACAGCUCCCAUAGACCAAUUUGAUGUCUUAAGUUGGUAAGUUUUCAAAGUUAAAAAAUAAUGAAAAUUUAUAUUUCUAGCUUCAAAGAACAUCAAACAACAUUAUUAUCACAAGUUUAAUUAUUCAAAUCUUUUAUUCUUAUUUAAAUUAUUCGGUUAAUAUACAUAUUUUGUUGCACUGGUUUUCAUCGCUGUUAAGUUGGUAACCGUGCUUGAUGUAACUGAACAAACAAAACACAAAAAACUCCAAUGUUAAAUUUAUUUACUUUUUAUAUGUAUAUUUAUGUACAGUGGAAUAAUUUCAAUGUAUCCAUUGUUCUUCUACGUGGUUAUAAUUGGUUAGAUUUAUAGAAUUGUUUUUUAAGGUUUUAAAUAUUUAAUGAUGUAUGUGUAUGUGUAAAUUGUAUUAAAAUAAACGCUU